Molecule: messenger RNA, 2307 nt
Organism: Brassicogethes aeneus
Lineage: Eukaryota; Metazoa; Arthropoda; Insecta; Coleoptera; Nitidulidae
Source: the annotation of a GenBank genome assembly
GUAGACAUCGCAGCCAUCUUGUUUUAUUGACCGCUUUCAAUUUACUUGACGCUUCUUGUAAGUUUGGUCAAUUUGUGUCGUAAUUUUCGUUGAAUUUUGAUCGUCUUUUGAGUGUGUUUUUAAGUUGAAAAGUAAUCAUGGCAAAUAGAAGAAUGGGUGGAAUGGGGGGCGGUCCUCAUAGAGGAAAUCGCUCCUUUUCUCAGCACCAACCAUUUCAAGGAAACAAUGUUAACCCUUGGGGAAAUUCAAAUAAUUCUAUGAAUCCGGGGUUGAUUUCUCAAUUAACGUCCAACCCCCAGCAACUCGCGCUAGCUUUGUCUAGUUUGCUGCAACCUCAACAAGUGAAUCCACCAUCGUUGCUUUCUCUGAAUACAUCUCCAGGUUUUUCUAAUCAAGACCGUGAUCUAAAUCGGUUUGGAAACAGAGGCCGUGAUUUUAGACGACAUGAGCCUUACAAUAAGAACCGCAAUGGAGGCGGCGGCUGGCGUCCUAUGGACAACAACAGGAACCGAAACCAACAGCGCCGCGACGGUCCGAACCAGAACCGCGACCGUAACCGUUCGAACUCCAAAGCCGAAGACAAGAAGAAGCGCGACGAAAAGAAACCCGAAGAGAAGAAGAAGGAAGAUAACGCCGACUUGAGCGUUGACGAAAAUAACGAAGAAGGUAGCGAGAGCAAAAGAGAUUGGAAGGAAGAGAAGAACACGAAUGAUGAGAAGAAUCAGGAGAGUGGGGACGACGAGGAGAAGAAGGACAAGAGCAACAAGGACGGGAAGUAUUUCGAUGUUCCCCAGAAAUUCUUGAACUGCUUUGUGUGCAAUAAGGAGAUGUGGGAUGGAGAGUCCAUGCAGAAACACAUUAGAGGACGCGCGCACAAGCAAAUGCUGAACAGUUUGGAGGAGAGCAUCCAUUGCACCGUGAAAAUUUUGCGCGAAAACAUGCGCCUCCAAGAGGAGAAGAAAGUGAUCGAAGUGAAUCGCAUGCACCGCCUCAAGAAAUUCAGCAGGUACCAGGAGGUUGAGAGCCAUUGCAACAUGUGCGAUCUGAAGUUUUUGGGAAAAAUUCUCGCCCAUCGCAAGACUGAAGGUCAUCAGCGUUUGAAGCGCUACUUGCACCCGAACUGCAACAUGUGUGAAAAGGAAUUUCCCUCCAGAAUGGAAUGGGUCGAGCAUCGUUUGACCCCAGAACAUUUACGCACUAUGAGUACUGCGAUCGAGAAGAAAACUGGAGGCAAGGACGGCGAAAUCAUCAUUAAAGAAGAAGAGUUGGAUAUUGAACCGCUCUUGGAAGAACCACUGCAAUUGGAGGUGGAAAAUCCGAUUCUGGAACUGAGCGAUGACGUUUCAGGGCUACAAAACAUCAUUCCAGCUUUUAAGAAAGACCGCAAAGUGUCCACCCAGAGCUUGAAGCCAUUCACAGGGUUCGUGUGCGAACUGUGCGACAGAAGCUUCGUUAAUGAAGAUUUGGCACAGGACCAUUUGAAGACGCGCAGACAUUACUACGCGUUUAUUGAGGCCGCCAAGAAGAAGUUGCAGAAGCAGGAGGAUGAUAAGAAGAAGGAAGAGGAAGAGAAGAAGUUAAAGGAGGAAAAAGAUAAGGAGAAGAAGGAUGAAGAGACUGGGGAUAUGUAUGAUCCGGAAGAGGCUUGUAACGAGGAAGACGAAAGCGCAGUCAAGGAAGGAGAGGAGGAGGAGGUGGAGGAGGAGGAGGAAGAAGAAGAAGAAGAGAAACCGGAAGAAAACGGCGCCGCCGAUGAGUCUGCGGAGGCGGAAGUGGCCGAAACGAAAGAUGAAGUGGUGGAAUUGGAAGAGGAGGAGGUCGCCCCCAUCGAGGUGAAAGAAGAUAAACCGUCGCCCGGACGUCCGGUGCGAAAAUCGGUCGCUCGAAACGGAGCCGGACCCAAAAGCAAGAAGUUGCGACCCAAUGUCGAAGCACCUAAGGUUCAAAAGGAGCUUGGUGUACUUCUCGACAAGAAUUCCACCUUGUCGAACUUCCGCAUUCCGAAAAAGAAUGCGGCGCCGGCAAAGAAGCAAUCGUAAAUUUCAUUAGUUCUUUGUUCUAUUUUACAGUUUUUGUCGAAAUUGUUUACGUAGUUUUUUUGGUCGUCAGUAAUUAUUGGUCUAUAUAAUUUUAUAUAGCGACUGUAUUUAGUUAAACUUUUACACUAGGCAAUUUUUUUAUGAUACAAAAUAUUCAUAAUUAAUCUUGUAGUAUGUUUAAUAAUUUUAUCUACAACUAUAUUAUUCAUAAUUAAUUCAUUGAUAAUUAAUGUAAUAAACCUACAAUAUGUGUGAAAAUAUAUGUGUA